AUGACCCGGACUCGAAUGACGACUGCUCUCGGGGAGGCGGAGGAUGAGGCGGAGCGGGCGAAGCGGGCGGCGCACGCAGAGAUGGCGCGCGCGCUGUGGGAGGAGACGGAGGCGCAGUUCGAGGGGCGGCUGCAGGAGUGGCGCAGGCAGAGCGCGCGCCUGCAGGGGGUGGCGCAGCGGAAGUCGGAGAAGCGCACCAGGCGCGCCAUGCGGCAAUGGGCACGCUCGCAGGGAAAGGCGAAACGGGCGCACACACGGGCGGCGGGAGUGGCGGGAGUGGCGAGCCCGACAGACGAGGAGCUAUUGGAUCUCAUGCCGGGAGGCACGCGCUCCUGGCAGAACCUUAAAGCCUCCACUACCCGCUCCUCCUCACCCUCUCCCUCCGCCUUCUCUGCUACCAUCGCCUCCUCCUCCGAUUCCUCUCCCUCCUCCUCCUCUUCCAAUUCCUCUUCCUCCUCCUCUUCUGAUUCCUCCUCCUCCUCCUCCUCUUCCGAUUCCCCCUCGUGCAACUGUUCUUCUUCUUCCUCCGGUACGAAAAGCAAGAACGACACGGCGACCCCAACGCCAUGGGAGGAGAAUCGCCCCGCGGGGGACUCCCCGUGCAGUCCCAGGAGCACCGGACCGGUGAUCAACGUCACCACUCUGGACCACAUUCUAUCGCGCACGCAGUACCCAUCGAACCAGACGGUCACGCUGGUGCUGCAGGCGUCGAUCACUCUCAACCACUCGUUGGUGCUGGAUUCGAACUUCUCCUGCACCAUCUUCCAGGCAGAUACGCUCCCCAGCGAGUAUGUGCUCGAGAUUACCACCGACACGGAGCCAGUGCUUCAGGUGCUCAAUGCGAGCAACAUGGUGUUUAUCGGGAUCGGCCUGAGGAGUCCUGUCAGAAACGGGUCAGCUUAUUGCGAGUCCCUGCCCGAGUAUGGGAAUCUGUUGGGGAACGACCUGCUGUGCCCCGCUCUGCUCAUCUACAGGUCGUAUGGCAUUCAGUUCACGCAGGCGUCAGUGGUGGGGCUCAUAGCAGGUGCUAGACUCGCUCUUUCUAUUCUCACUAGGCCCAUCUCCUCUGCCUGUUGCUGCUGCUGUCCCCUCCCCCGACCUUGCCUUGCCUGCAGGUCGUAUGGCAUUCAGUUCACGCAGGCAUCAGUGGUGGGGCGGAUAGACGUGUUCCGCUGCGCAUACACGAAGCUGGACUCGCUCUUUGCCACGGCGCCCUGGGACUUCCAGUACCACCCGGGGGUCAUCCGCAUGGGCAUGAGCGGCAUAGGCGUCAACCUCACCUCCUCCGAGAAUAUCGUCUCCAAUAACGAUCUCUUUGGCGCGUGGGAACUCAUCUAUCUCUAUCGGGGGACCAUUGGAGCUACUGUGAGGAACAAUUUCCUCCACGACUACCUCUUCUCAGGCUUCAGGUGUGGUGCAGACGUGCAUUUCGCGUGGGACUGUGCGCUCACAACAGUGAAGCACAACUUUGUGUUCUCCCCACAGAAGAAGAACCUCACAGGCGACUCUGCAGGCAUCUACUUCUGCACGCACUGGUUUAGCCCUGGCAACACGGUGAGCUGCAACUAUGUGAUCGGCGGGGACCACUGCUACUACCUGGACUACUGCACGUCAGGCGUGGCCAUUCAGGGGGGCGUGUGCCUGCAGCUGUGGGACGGCGUGAAGCUGAACAACGGCAAGAGGAACCACAUCCGCAGCCUGCUCAUGGUGGGGCUGGGGCAGAGCCCCGGCUACAUCACGUGCUUCACCGUCACGGUCAACCACUGUCGAAAGGACCCGGGGUCCUAUUGGGAGGCCAUGCGGAAGCUGUACUACGAUACACCGGAGAUUAACAAGGAAUGGCCAUGGAUGAAGCACGUGUGCCGGCAGACACGCAUCGGCGCAUACAGCUGCAACCCGCCCGGGCCCAAAGCGCUCACCGCGCACGAUACCGGCGCGUGCAGCGGAAUGGCGACGGAAAACGACGUAGAAUACAUUUGUGGUGGUGGAGUGGAGCUCUAA
This is a messenger RNA of Closterium sp. Naga37s-1, 2001 nucleotides long. The record is from the annotation of a GenBank genome assembly. NCBI's taxonomy places the organism in Eukaryota, Viridiplantae, Streptophyta, Zygnematophyceae, Desmidiales, Closteriaceae.